AUGCAACUCGACUCCAUUAUCCAGGAUGGACACUUAAAAGGGAAUCAGGGAUUGAGGAAUGGAGAGCUGGUGGAUUGGCGCGCCCAAUUAAGGGAGAACGAAAUGGAGAGAAGGGAGGAAUUGCACAGACACGGCUGCAGCAUAGCGAAGCAGACGAUCCUGACGACGCAUCCGAGCGGUCUUCAAACGAGGGUGUCUGUGGAGCUGGCGAAUUUUGACGCCCUGUGUGUGCAUUCCAAGUGUAACAGCAGCCCACUGAAGAGACCAAUGUUCGAAGGAAGCCCUUUCACGUCCAGAAGGGGAUUCCUUGGCGGCGUGUCUGCUCAUGCUACUCCAGUCUUGGGUAGGCGAAGUGAUGCCGUCAACGAAGGCAGGUUGUCUCAACAAUGCACUCCUGUUAUGAGGAGACGGGAGUUGGUCGACAGUCCAGGAGGCUCUCCAUUGCUCACUAGAAGGGGGGAGAAUGAGGAUACGGAGGAGGGCAGCGAGAUGGACAACAGUGUCAUCAGCGGCUGGUUGAAGUUUCGAGACAACAAACGGGUCUACCCGCUGAGAGGUCUGCAAGGAGGUAUAAAAGUAUCAGACGAGGGCUCGAGAGCUCGUGCCGCAACUGGGCUAAGGGCUUUCCACCUUACAGUGGUGCCAAACGCGAGGGACAGGAAUCAUUUUGAAAUGAACGACCCUGAGCUCAAAGGAUCACCGGCAAAGAAGUUCUACGCUGCAACAACAAAACAAGCAAAUAUUUAG
Molecule: messenger RNA, 747 nt
Organism: Chilo suppressalis (striped riceborer)
Lineage: Eukaryota; Metazoa; Arthropoda; Insecta; Lepidoptera; Crambidae
Source: the annotation of a GenBank genome assembly